UCCCCUGUCUAUUCAUCCCUCUUCUCUUUCGGUUACUGCCUGAGCCUCAAUAACCUUUCAAGUUUCGAGCAACUACCUUAUUCCUUUCUCUCAUGGCUGAAUCCAAGCCGGCCAACUUUAAUGGAGCCUAUUACGCCGGUCCCCAAGGUGUCCAAGCCCCUCCCCAACACCCCUCACAAGCCUACCAAAGCCCCGGCCGCCGCCAUCGCUCCUGCGGCCUCUGCUGCCUUCUAGGCACCUUACUCAAGCUCAUCAUCGCCAUUGUUGUCAUUCUCGGUAUCGCCGCCCUCGUCAUCUGGCUCGUUCUCCGGCCGACGGCCAUCAAGUUCUACGUAGAAGAUGCCUCCCUGACACAGUUCAACUUGACCAAUGCGAACACUCUGCACUACGAUCUCAAAUUGAAUGUCAGCAUAAGGAACCCCAACAAGAAGAUCGGGAUUGACUACGACGAGCUCGACGCGGCGGCGUACUACGAAGGAGAGCGGUUCGGGUGGGUUCAGCUGCCUGGUUUCUAUCAGGGGCAUAAGAACACCACCACACUGCAGCCUGUCUUCAGGGGACAGGCUUUGAUGGUUCUUGGGGACUUCAUUGCUGGUGACUUCAAUGAACAGAAGGACAGUGGGUUUUUCUACGUAGAUGUCAAGAUUAAACCCAAGAUGAGGUUCAAAAUUGGGCAUUUGAAGACAACCAAGUACAAUCCAAAGGUUUGGUGCUACUUGAUGGUUCCAUUGAACUCCAAAAGCUCUUCAUCAUCUGGAACUGGUGGCUUCACAAGAACCAAAUGUCAUGUGCACUAUUAGUUUUUCUGGGACGUUUCAUUCAUUUUUGGGUUCACAUUUGUUCUCUUGCACAGAUCUCUCCGUGUUCAUUAGCUGUGGCUGGUGAUUGAGAUUCUUCAUUUUUGUUGGGACUUUUGGUGUGUACAUAAUAAAAGUCGUUCUCUCUGUAGAGGAUCUUUGUUAUUUUUCA
Molecule: messenger RNA, 969 nt
Organism: Nymphaea colorata (pocket water lily)
Lineage: Eukaryota; Viridiplantae; Streptophyta; Magnoliopsida; Nymphaeales; Nymphaeaceae
Product: NDR1/HIN1-like protein 10
Exons: 1
Coding region: 93-800 (235 amino acids)
Biological process (GO): defense response to other organism
Source: RefSeq, a predicted model, not a curated record